GGUCCCGCGCGGGGCGCGCGCCGGGCGCUGGCGGCGCGGGUGCCGCGGGCAGCAGGUACAUUAUCUGGAAAAUGUGAAAAUGCAUUGGCUACAUUUUGCAUUUUUGUAAAAUUACAAAACAUGGAAUAAAGCCUUGGAAAUGGCUCUACAAAAGAUAGACCUAAUCUUGCCAAGCUAGAGCUUUAAUGCAGAGCAGCUGGAAGUAGUUAAACAUUGGAAGCACUGCUGAUCUGGUUGCAUCCUCCAACAUGACCAAUCCUCAGCCUACAAUUGAAGGCAGUGUUUCAGAAGUUGAGAUCAUUUCCCAACAAGUGGAAGAAGAGACCAAAAGCAUUGCUCCUGUGCAGCUUGUCAAUUUUGCUUAUCGAGAUCUACCUUUAGCUGCACUUGAUCUGUCUGUGGCUGGGUCCCAGCUUUUGCCAAAUUUGGAUGAGGAGUACCAAAGAGAAGGAUCUAACUGGCUAAAACCGUGCUGUGGGAGACGAGCAGCUGUGUGGCAGGUAUUUUUGCUCAGUGCAAGUCUCAACAGUUUCCUGGUAGCCUGUGUAGUAUUGGUGGUGAUUCUUCUGACUCUGGAACUCCUAAUAGAUAUAAAGCUUCUCCAGUUUUCAAGUGCUUCCCAGUUUGCAGGAGUAAUUCACUGGAUCAGCCUAGUCAUCCUCUCUGUUUUCUUUUCAGAGACUAUUUUGAGGAUUGUGGUCCUUGGCAUUUGGGAUUACAUUGAAAACAAAAUAGAGGUGUUUGAUGGUGCUGUCAUAAUCUUGUCCUUGGCACCAAUGGUGGCCUCAACAGUGGCCAAUGGCCCCAGCAGCCCGUGGGAUGCCAUCAGCCUUAUCAUCACUCUGAGGAUAUGGAGAGUGAAGAGGAUCAUUGAUGCCUAUGUCCUUCCAGUGAAAGUGGAGAUGGAGAUGAUGAUUCAGCAAUAUGAGAAGGCAAAAGUUAUUCAAGAUGAGCAGCUGGAAAGACUAACCCAGAUCUGCCAAGAACAAGGGUUUGAAAUCAGGCAGCUGAGGGCCCACCUUGCUCAGCAGGACCUGGACCUGGCUGCAGAGAGAGAGGCUGCCCUGCAGGUGCCCCACGUGCUGAACAAGCAGAGCAGCAAGAGGUACAAGGUGGUGGCCACCGAAGACUCGGACGACGAAGGCACCGAGAACAUCUCUGAGCUGCGACCUGCACGAGAGGAUGACAUGAACAAUUACAUCAGUCGAUACUACAACGAGCCCAGCAGUGACAGCGGAGUCCCCGAUGCCGCCAUCUGCGUGGUGACCACGGCCGCCAUAGACGUGCACCGGCCCAACAUCUCGUCGGAGCUGUUCACGGUGGAGGUGCCGCUGCGCCUGGGCAGCACGGGCACCUCGGCCAGCCUCACGUCGGGCAGCGCCUCCCGCUCCACGGCCAGCUCGGGCACGCGGGGCUGCAGCGAGAGCAGCCCGACCCUGGGCUCGUCCCCGGACUGCAGCGCGGCCUGCGAGGAGCCCCGGGCCCCGCUGGCGCCCGCCCGGCAGCGCGCGGUGCAGGAGCUGCUCUCGUCCCUGUCGGAGGAGGCGUGCCUGGCGCAGAAGGGGCUGGAUCCCGUCAACCUGAAGCUGCCCAGCCCGGCCGGCUCGGUGGGGGCCAGCCCCGACCUGAGCCACCGGCUCAGCGUCUACAACCGCAGGAACCAGGAGAGCCUUGAUGUCUUCCAGCUCAAGCCGCUCCUCGACUGCCCCCAGGGUGCCCCAACGAUCGAGGAGAAGUACGGGGCGCUGGGGCCCCCAGAGCCACGGCUGGGCAGGGUUCCCGAGGCGUAGGACCCGCCUGGGCCAUGGGGACUCCUGCAGGGACACCUCACCACGCUGGCCAUGAGGCUGCCACAGCUGAGGUGGCGGUGCUGAAGACACCUGUGGCAUCUGCUGCAAUGGCCACCAGCCUAGGGCGAGGCCAGCAUUGCCUCUGCUCCCCUGUGCCUGUGGCACAUGACCUACCUGCCCUGCCACCAGCUCUGGGCCAGCUGGGACCUACAGUGGCCAUCUGGGAACAGUGGACCCUCCAGCAAUCUUAGGGCAGUAUGGACCCACAGGGCCUGGAGGGACAAACAGACUGUGCCGGGAACACCGUGGAACUUCCACCGGUCCAGGGCCAGCACGAGCCCCACGGUGCCAGGGGCAGGACAGAGCUGCUGGACAGCUUGGGCCCAGCCUGACCCUGCCCAGGGGCUGAGUGUGACUGGGAGGGGUGUGGAGAUGGGAAUAAACACUGACAAACCCAUGCAGCCUCCUGCCUUGUAGUGUUCUUGCCUUCUUCUCUUACCUGCUUUCCCUGUCUUGCUUUCUUCCAGCCCACCAC
Melospiza georgiana is the source of this 2325-nucleotide messenger RNA. RefSeq names its product transmembrane protein 266 (gene TMEM266). The record is from RefSeq and is a predicted model, not a curated record. NCBI's taxonomy places the organism in Eukaryota, Metazoa, Chordata, Aves, Passeriformes, Passerellidae. Bases 249 to 1790 code for a protein of 513 amino acids. Gene Ontology annotation, cellular component: plasma membrane. Gene Ontology annotation, biological process: monoatomic ion transport; transmembrane transport. The transcript has 12 exons. Gene Ontology annotation, molecular function: voltage-gated channel activity; monoatomic ion channel activity.